AUGUGUCUUAUUCCUUUUAGAUUUUCUUAUCGUCAUCCACCUCCUCGGAUAAUUAUUUUACCAAAUGGUCCACAUCUUGGAGGAGCAAUCUCCAUCUGCCUAGCUCGUCUCUUGGCUAUCCGGGGUGCAUGUGUUCUGCUACUGACUCCCUCUGUAUUUAUUCCAAGUCGCUCAGCUGACCUUGCAAACGACAUUGCUGGUAAUGGACUUUCCCCAGCCGAUUCAGAAAUAGCUGCACUUUAUCGUGGUGAACUUGCCUUAGCUCGCUCAUUCGCCCCCAGACCUUGCCACUUUGGCUUAUGCGAUGAAGAAGACGAGGAUGAAGAAGAGCAGGAACAUUCCAUUGAUAAACUUAAUGAAGGGAUCCCUUAUAAUCCUGAUGGAUCUCUAUCUCGAGAUCAGGAGGCAUUCCAAGCUUUGGCUCAAUCACAUCGACACUUGGAACUCACUAGAGUGGGCCGAAUGUGGAUGGGUCGUAUACCUGGUCUACAGAUCAUAUCUAAUCCAACAAGUUAUCUAGGCUAG
Protopolystoma xenopodis is the source of this 525-nucleotide messenger RNA. Lineage: Eukaryota; Metazoa; Platyhelminthes; Monogenea; Polystomatidea; Polystomatidae. The record is from the annotation of a GenBank genome assembly.